Messenger RNA from Saccharomycopsis crataegensis, 2595 nucleotides. RefSeq names its product SLM1 family PH domain-containing protein. The transcript has a single exon. The record is from RefSeq and is a predicted model, not a curated record. Bases 1 to 2595 code for a protein of 864 amino acids. Lineage: Eukaryota; Fungi; Ascomycota; Saccharomycetes; Ascoideales; Saccharomycopsidaceae.
AUGUCCUUAACGUCUCAGAAGCAGGACUAUCUGAACCCACUCUCGCAGCUGUUGCCGACCAAUGCCAACCCCACUGAUAUUCUAGCUGCCAGAUUCACGUCUUGGAGAGCGAUUAUCAAAGGUUUGAUAACAUACUUGAAGGAUGUUAUCCUGGUACACGAGGAGGCAGUGUUGCAACAAGUGAGGCUCCAACAUAGCAUCUCUAACAACUUCCCAUUGAGUGAUGGCUCUAAUAUGAUCGCCAAUCCUCAAAACAACGGAAACAAUGGUACCAAUCCAACAGGCGCAAUGGCAAACAACACAAUUGAAGAGAUUAAUAGUAUCAAGAAAUUUUUCUUACCAUUUGGGAAUGGCUCUAUCGUUGAUGUUGCAAAUUCUUUAAAUGAGUAUCACAAAAUUCAAGGGAGCUAUACCUCGAGGACCGCCAAAGAAUUGGCUACCACAAUUGUUCCAAGAUUGGAAGACCUAAGAAGAGAUUUGUCCAUCAAAAUUAAGGAAAUUAGGAACUUAAGCUCAGAUUUUAAGAAUACUAUAUCAAAAGAGGUUGCCCAAACCAGAAUAGACUUGGGGGAGUUCUACAAAUCCAUUGAUCAAGUUAAGUCUAUUGGCUCCAAGAAUUCACCAGCAAAGGAAGACCCUUUUUUAACCAAGAUUUAUUUAGAUAGACAAAUCAAAAAGCAAUUAUUAGAGGAAAACUAUCUCCACGAAGCGUUUGUGAAUAUCCAGACUUCUGGUAAAGAAUUAGAAAAGUUGGUUUUCAUGGAAAUACAGAAUGUUUUGAAAGUUUAUGCCAGAUUAGUUGGUGAAGAAAGUCAAGUUAUAUUCAAUGCUUUGAUUCCAAAACUUGACGAUGGUUUUCUUGCAAAGCCAUCUGAUAGUGAAUGGGACUCAUUCAUCAAGCAAAACCCAAAUAAUUUCAUCAAUACUGACGCUAUCAGAGCCCGGAAGUUUUCAGAUAUAUCCUAUAAAUACAUUAUUGAUCCUUUAAUCCUUGAAGUUCGUUCUUCAUUCCUUGAAAGAAGAUCAAAAUUUUUGAAAUCAUAUGCGAGAGGCUGGUACGUGUUGACCCCAACCGCGAUUCAUGAAUUUAAAUCGUCAGACAGAAAGAAAGAUAUCAACCCUGUGUUGUCUCUUUCUCUUGAUGAUUGUCAAGUUUCUGAACAUUCCAAGAAGGAUACUGCUAACCCAAAUACUUGGCAUAAAUUUGUAUUACAUACAAAACAGAAUGGUAUAAUUCAUAGAGGCCAUAAUUGGGUUUUCAGAGCAGAAUCUUAUGAUUUGAUGAUCAGUUGGUACAAUGAUAUAAAGAAGUUGACUCAAUUGCCAACCCCAGAAUCCAGAGCUCACUAUAUUGCAGAAAAAUUACAAUUACAGCAACAAAAAAAUAACAGAAAGUCUUUACAACUUCACUCCAGCUCUAAUUUGAGUUUGGCUUAUAAUGUGACUCAAAGGGAUUUGAAUAAUAAAAGCAGAAACUCUGAUAAACGUAUGAGUGCUCCAGUUGGUCCAUUGUCUCAUACACAAGGCCAAUUCAGUGCUACACUUGGUAAAUCACAAAAUGAUGAUGAUGAAGGUAGCUUAGUGACGAGGGAUGGGAUUAUAAUGACACCGGUUGACUCUAUGGAUGAUGAUAAGCAACAACAGCAGCAGAAACAGCAGCAACAGCAGCAAAUCCCACAAAUUCAGUAUCCUCAGGCUCAAUCUGUCCCUUUUGAAAGUCCUCAGCACCAGAGAUCACUUAGUUUACAGCAACAACCUCACCAAUCUAUGCCAGCAGGUAGCAAUCCAUACUAUGUCACUAGUAAUUCUCCAGCUCCUCUCCAAAGAUCAGCCUCGCUCGCAGUUCAACCGGUAAAUAUGGUUUUGCCAAAUGGGAAUAUCGCCCAAUCGGCAAUGGCUAAAGGCAUGGUAACAAGCUUAUCAAAUAAUUCACAGGGCAUGUUGAAUAGAUCUAUGACGAUGAUGGCUUCAAAUAAUUACAUCCCGCAACAGCCACAAGGGCAAAUUCCUCAGCAACAAUCAUACAUCCCCGUGGAUGGAACAACCCCUCACCAACAGCAGUAUAUUCCAGUUGAUCCAAACUACCAGUUGCAACAACAAUUACAGCAACAACAACAACAGCAAUACAUGAUGUUGAAUAAUGGUAAUGGCUAUCUUACUCCUCAAGAUUUCCAUUCAAUUGGUCCUGCGAUCUCUAAUAAUACCUAUAUUUCUAACAGUGUCCCAUAUAAACAGUCAGUCCAGGCGCAAAAUGGUGGGAACAGUUUCACUAGCCAAAAUUAUAAAACUAUAAAUGCACAAUCUGGAGUUUUAUCUGAUAAUGGCUCAAAUACUAUUACUGGGGCAAGUCCAAUAGAACAAGCUAGUGGGCAGUUUAGUCAAAUGAACUUAUCUGGCGAUAACAAAAACGCGCCAAGUACAAUUGUUGAGUCAGAUACCGUUGCUGAUGAUAAUAGUGUCAUUAAUCAUCCAGUUGGUGGGAUUGAGGGAUCUCAGAUUAUCAAUGAGAAGCAUGUUGGUCACCAAGUGGACGAAUCUUUUGGGACAAAUGCUACUACUUUUGUUCAAAAUAAUAAUAGUUUCACAUUGAAUUGA